CGCCUGACCCCCAGCUCCCGGCUUUCGCCCUACCGCGUUUUCUUCCUGCGGCGCCUCGGCCUGUCGCCCCUCAGCCACCUGCGCGUCCCCCCCCACAUCGUCCCGGGGGCUCCCCGGAGCCCUGUGCGCCAUGCGGCUUCUGCCUCUGGCCCCAGGUGGGCCCCGGCGGCACAACCGCCGCCACCUGCUCCCCUGCAGCCCAGCGCUGCUGCCGCUGCUCCUCCUGCUGGGCUGCUGCCUGGGGGGCUCCCGGGCGGCGGCGGGCUCUCGGAGGCCCAAUGUGGUGCUGCUCCUCACCGACGACCAGGACGAAGUGCUCGGCGGCAUGACACCACUAAAGAAAACCAAGGCGCUCAUUGGAGAGAUGGGGAUGACUUUCUCCAGCGCUUAUGUGCCAAGUGCUCUUUGCUGCCCGAGCCGUGCCAGUAUCCUGACAGGGAAGUACCCACAUAAUCAUCACGUUGUUAACAACACUUUAGAGGGAAACUGCAGUAGUAAGUCUUGGCAGAAGAUCCAAGAACCAAACACUUUCCCAGCAAUUCUCAGUUCAAUGUGUGGUUAUCAAACCUUUUUUGCAGGGAAAUACUUAAACGAGUAUGGAGCCCCAGAUGCUGGUGGAUUAGAACACGUUCCUCUGGGAUGGAGUUACUGGUAUGCCUUGGAAAAGAAUUCUAAGUACUAUAAUUACACCCUCUCUAUCAAUGGCAAGGCACGGAAGCAUGGUGAGAACUACAGUGUGGACUACCUGACAGAUGUUUUGGCUAAUGUCUCCUUGGACUUCCUGGACUACAAGUCCAACUUUGAACCGUUCUUCAUGAUGAUCUCCACUCCAGCACCUCACUCGCCUUGGACAGCCGCACCUCAGUACCAGAAGACCUUCCAGAACGUCUUCGCACCAAGGAACAAGAACUUCAACAUCCAUGGAACGAACAAGCACUGGUUAAUCAGGCAAGCCAAGACUCCAAUGACUAAUUCUUCGAUACAGUUUUUAGAUAAUGCAUUUAGGAAAAGGUGGCAAACUCUACUCUCAGUUGAUGACCUUGUGGAGAAACUGGUCAAGAGAUUGGAGCUCAUUGGGGAGCUGGACAACACUUAUAUCUUUUAUACCUCUGACAAUGGUUAUCACACAGGACAGUUUUCUUUGCCAAUAGACAAGAGGCAGCUGUAUGAAUUUGAUAUCAAAGUUCCACUGUUGGUUCGAGGGCCUGGGAUCAAACCGAAUCAGACAAGCAAGAUGCUCGUUGCCAACAUUGACUUGGGCCCUACUAUUUUGGACAUUGCUGGCUACAGCCUGAAUAAGACACAGAUGGAUGGGAUGUCUUUAUUGCCCAUUUUGAGAGGUGACAGUAAUGUGACUUGGCGAUCAGAUGUCCUGGUGGAGUAUCAAGGAGAAGGUCACAAUGUCACUGACCCAACAUGUCCUUCCCUGAGUCCUGGAGUGUCUCAAUGUUUCCCAGACUGUGUGUGUGAAGAUGCUUAUAACAACACGUAUGCCUGCGUGAGGACCAUGUCAGCACUGUGGAAUUUACAGUACUGCGAGUUUGACGACCAGGAGGUGUUUGUAGAAGUCUAUAACCUGACUGCAGACCCACACCAAAUCACAAACAUUGCUAAAAGUAUAGACCCAGAGCUUUUAGGAAAGAUGAACUACCGGCUGAUGAUGCUACAGUCCUGCUCUGGACCCACCUGCCGCACUCCAGGGGUUUUCGACCCUGGAUACAGGUUUGACCCUCGUCUCAUGUUCAACAAUUAUGGUGGUGGCAGGACUCGAAGAUUUUCAAAACAUCUUCUGUAGCGACCUCUGCACCUGGGCCCCUGCACGCCUGUCUGAUGAAGUGAUUGUAGUAGGUGUCUGUAGCUAGUCUUCAAGACCACGCCUGGAAGAGUUUCUGGACUGGCUUUGUUGUAAGUCCUGUUUUAAAAAGCAACCCCGUCAGCCGACCUCCCUGUGCAAUGUGUUAAACUGUGAACUCCGCCCUUAUGUCAGGAGCAGCUGUCCCUGGUCCUCCAUUCAGCUGAUAGGACUGCUCCUGGGGUCUUUGUCCUCACCUUACCCUCUCUCCUGGGGCUCUAGUUCUUGAUUACUCCCCUGUGGUCAGAGUCAGAAUUUGCAGAUCCAUUCAGAUAAUUGGCAGUGCUUCAGGGGAGAAAUGUUUUUGGUAUACAGUGUGAUCUAAAGUCAAAGGACCGGCAUAGCAUUUCAGAUUGAGCACUUCACUAUCAAAAAAUACUAACAUCACAUGGCUUGAAGAAUAACUAUCAGAGCUAAAUCAUCUGAUUAAGAACAAGUACCAUUGUUUUCAGAGUAGCAGAAAUACAUUGUUUAUAAUAUGCAUCCACCACAAUGUGGUAAGUCACAAAUUCAAAACAUGUCAGCCAAGCUCAGUUCAUUUUUGGGGUCUGGGCUGGUACUGCACCAAAACAGGAUAGUAAGCUUUUGGCAAAGGCUAAUUCCAGGUAGUUCGUGAGGGUGAUAGCCAUCUAUUUUCUGGUGGCUGCUAACCACGUGGAGUACCCGGUAACAGCAGGGGUAUUGAGGGAAUGUCUCAAUACUCGGCAGAGAACAAAGACUUCAAGGGCUGGGAAAAGCUGUGUUUUCUGCGGGCCUUCUGUAGAGAGGGCGCUUAGGUUGACAGGUUGAAGGGCUUGAGUUGGGAUGCAGUAAGUGCCUGUCCAGCAGGGAGUCUGGGUUUCAGUCCCACGUGUGAAGUUGUUCCAACUCUCUCAGCAUUCUGUUCAUUUGUUAAGAUAAAAAUUUCUUAUAGUUAAUGCAAAGCAUCAGCCACUUUACCCUACCUCUUCCCUUUCAGAUUAGUUCUUCCUGACUUUUUGGAAUCUUGUGUAAUUUGGGUUCCAUCCACUAUUCUCAUCGAAACCAGAUGUUGAGGUUUCCUCACUAGAACACCUAUAUUUUUGUUUCUUGGCUUGAAGACCAAUCUCGUUUCCACUGUUUUCUUCACAGGAAGGUUAGUCAGUGGUGGGACAGCAGGAGAGGAAGAGCUGUGGUUUGUAACUUGUUCAACUCAGGCAAUAGUGAUUUUAGCUUUAUUUAGGGGCCUAGGCUGAGCUUUAAGCACUUUGUAAGACAUGGUCAUAAGCAACUUUUCUACCAGAAUUCCAGAUAGCCAUGGUCGGUUAAUAGCCAUUGGGUCUAUUCCUUUACCUCAUACAAUCCAUUAACUGGUAGUAUUGGAGGUGAACUAGGCAGAUGAAAUGAACACCUCUGCUGUAAAUGUUCUAGGGAAAGAAAUUAUAAAAACUUGUAACUAAAAGCAAACUACAGUGUUGAAUAUGGGUUUUGGCUUUAUUCAGACUUUUGAUUCUUAACGUUACUCAGUCAACUUCCACAUUAAUGAAAGUUGACCAUAGUUAUUCCCAAAUAAAAAGAAACCAACUCUUACCAGGUCUUGUACUGUGAUGUCAUAUUAUUCAGUUAAUUCAUUUUCUGAUGCUGGUUCCUGAAAGCAGGUAAAGUCAUAGAAUUACACACAGGUCAGCUGCUGAUGUAUCCGUCACUGUCAGCAGGCGUCUGGAUAAUGGGGAUCUGCAGUGAGCCCACUCUGUUGGUGCGUUUCCUAACUGCUGAAUGGGCUUCAUUCUCGAUCUGUGUUAAAAUCAUCUUUCAUUAUGAGGCUUCAGCUUGUAUAGUCUAGCAGACACAGAAUGCACUGAACUUCUCAAAAUCUCUAUGUAUGAGGGACCACUGUAUGAGGCUUGCCUGGUCUCUCUUAAUUGUACUGAUUUAUUAAACUUUGGUUAUUUUCCCUUUUCAGAACGCCGGGUCCCUAUCUGUUGGUGCCCUUCAGAGUAGAGAACUGUAUGCCCAUUAGUAUGAACAGAGGCGGUAGGAAUGAAUAGAUUUUUGCCUUAUAAAAUUUCCUAUUACAAAGCUCUUCCUCACAUACAAUCACCAAGUAGGAAACACCUUUUGAACAUCUUUGAAUUUGACCAAUGGUGCUGUUGCAAAAUACAUUUUUUGUCAAUACAAAUUGACAACACUAGGGUUUUUGUACAAAAUAGUAAUAGCCAUGGAAGUUAUACCUUAAUCUAUAAAAAAUGUUCUUAAGUUUAUUUUUAAGUGUCUAAAUUAAGGAUUACUGUUUUAAUGAAAGAAUUGUCCCAGGAUCCUUAUUAAGAGAAAGCAAAGGGUAUUUCCUCUGAUCUACCAAUGGAAUUAGAUGGGAAUACUUGGGUUCUUUAGUUUUACCACCACUUACGUCACCCUGAAUUGUGUGAAUUCCUGUGUUUGCAUCACCUGUUCCUCGAAGUUGCUCCACCCGGUUCUAUGUCAUUUCAGUCAUCUGACUUAGAAAGUGCCCUUCAAAGGACCCUGUUCACUGCUGCACUUUUCAAUGAAUUAAAAUUUAUUUCUGUUCUA
This is a messenger RNA of Miniopterus natalensis, 4378 nucleotides long. RefSeq names its product glucosamine (N-acetyl)-6-sulfatase (gene GNS). Gene Ontology annotation, biological process: glycosaminoglycan metabolic process. NCBI's taxonomy places the organism in Eukaryota, Metazoa, Chordata, Mammalia, Chiroptera, Miniopteridae. Gene Ontology annotation, molecular function: N-acetylglucosamine-6-sulfatase activity; glycosaminoglycan binding. The record is from RefSeq and is a predicted model, not a curated record.